This is a messenger RNA of Esox lucius (northern pike), 4369 nucleotides long. Its product is annotated as adhesion G-protein coupled receptor D2. Gene Ontology annotation, molecular function: G protein-coupled receptor activity. The transcript is spliced from 25 exons. Gene Ontology annotation, cellular component: membrane. Gene Ontology annotation, biological process: adenylate cyclase-activating G protein-coupled receptor signaling pathway; cell surface receptor signaling pathway. The record is from RefSeq and is a predicted model, not a curated record. NCBI's taxonomy places the organism in Eukaryota, Metazoa, Chordata, Actinopteri, Esociformes, Esocidae. Bases 288 to 3641 code for a protein of 1117 amino acids.
CCUCUGCUCUUUCAUGUGUUCUGUUAGUACGAGGUUCCUUCGAGUCUACAGAGUGUGUAUCUAAUUGAGACUGUGAGGUUAGAAACAUCGCCAUAGCGCCUUUUUGUACGUUAUUUUGGAUGCAAUUGUGGCGCCGGUUGGAGAAUUGAUUAACCUCUCUAAGUCACAGGACGGGUUCCUAGUGUCAAUGGAGAUGGACUGAAGAACGCUUUAACUUGGGACACCAUUGGUUUCUACUCAGCCUCAGACCGAAGUUUAUCUUGACACACCCACUUCAAUUUCACAGGAUGCGUUGGUUUGCAAUAAUAUAUACAAAUGUGCUUGUUUGGUAUCAUCACUGUACUUCAGAUAUGGCGUUCACGGUGGAGACCAGAACCCUGUUCACCUACAAUGAGUCUUACUACAAGCACGUGUCCAAUAGGAUGUCCUGGCACGAGGCCGAGAGCCUGUGUAAGCAGCGCUCUGGGGCUUUAGCCACGGUCUCCAAUGUCACAGAGAGACGGGAGCUCACGCUCUUCCUGAAGUCCCAGAACAUCACCAAGCCUGUGUGGAUCAGCUGGAAUGCCGAGACUCAUUUAAAGAACUCUGCAGAGAACCUUGUCCUGGAGUUUGUCGGGAGAUCUGAUGUGAAGAAUGCUCGCCUGCUACACAGUUUUACCACCAUGAGUGCAGUGACUGUGUGUGUCCGUGUCCGCUUCGAUCCGACCUGCGAUGGCUUCUCCACCAUCUUCUCCUAUUCCAACCAGUCGCACUUUAAUGAGUUCCAGCUCCGUGCCAAUCUUACCCUGGGCCAUCCAGUCCAGCUGGCACUGGGGGUUCACGGUACCUACGGGCCCUACCAGAAUGCCUUCCCCCACAACGGUUUCUGGCACUCAGUGUGUGUGAGCUGGUCAUGCGUCGGGCGGUGGGCGCUCUAUGCUGAUGGCCAGCUGGUCAAACGGGGCGACGAACUCUACAGCGCCAGCCGUUUAGGCUCCAAUGGAGUCUUCAUCCUGGGACAGUAUCAGAAAAUGUUUGGCAGCUCAUUCCAGAGCAUGGAGUCCUUUUCAGGGAGCCUCACACAGCUGCACAUUUGGGAGCGGGUGUUGAAUGACUGUGAAAUCCGCACCAUGGAAACAGAGUGUUCACCGGUCCUCUCCGGCCUGGCGUUCAGGUGGAAUGCCACAGCCCUGAAAGUGGAGUCCUCCGUGAUAAGGCUUUAUGGAGAUUCGCUGUGUCAAGUGACCUCUCCAAUUAACAGAAAUGAGUCGGACAGCCAGUUUCUCUACCACAACUUCUCCCCUGAGGUUUCCUAUGAGCCCCAGGCCAGGAACUGUGUCACCUUUGACCCCCUGAAUGGAAUCUAUGGUCUGGAUGAUUGUGGCAGGCAAAGAGGGGCCGUCUGCCAGUUUGACAAAAAAGGGUUGGACAGCUUCAGAUUUCCCAAGACAGCUCUUUUCACCAAACUGAGUCGGGAUCCUCUGGCCAGGACUGUGAUGGAGAAUAUGAGCGUGGACGCAUCGUCUCGAAGAUACCUGGCGUUGCCGAGCGGACUGACCCAAGUGCUGCUCGAGGUUCUGGAGGCCAGUCCGGCCCUUCUCACAUCUGCCGAUGUCCUCUACCUCACGGAGAAGAUGAAAGUGGGCGCCACCGCGAACACCCCGCUGGUCAGCCGUGCCCAGGGGGGCUCUUCUGCUGUAGAGGUCAUGGUCUCCAUCACCACCGACUACCUGAAACUCGCCAGUCUCAUCCUAAGCCCCAAGAUGGCCGCCCAGUGGCUGGAUUGGACAGGGCAGCCAAUGAAUGUGGGACCAUUCACUGUGGUGGAGAGCAUUGACAAACUGACAGAAGCUUUAGCAGAUGUGUUGUCUUCAGAGGGGAGAAACUUCACACUCUCAACAGAAAACAUUGACGUGUGUGUCGAGGCGCGGAAGCUCUCUCAGAUGACACGCAGCCGUGUGUUCCAGCCUCCACCCUCCGCCAGUCCCAGGAGCGGGAACGGACCGGACCAGAUGGUCAUCCCCGAUGCUGAAGUCCAGAAACUGCAGGCCUUGGGUUACGAGGACGUGAUGUUGAUCCAUACAUACUAUGGCCAUUUAGUGGAGAUCCAGUCUAGGAUGGGCCAGGACACUCCCCUGGAUCACCAGAGUUCCUACACCAGUGUCUUUCCUGGUCGCCUGGCCACUGCUGUCAUCUCAACCACUGUCCGAGACCCUUCCCAGGCCCAGAACAUCCCUGUGGCAGUCAACUACACGCUGUCCUCACAUUUGGUGGAGUAUUCACGGCGAGUCACGCCUGUUUGCGUGUUUUGGAAUUUCACCCUGACUGGAAGUACCAAUGGCUGGUCCAGCGAAGGUUGCAGGGUAACCCGCACAGGCUCUGACAUCACUUCCUGCUUCUGUAACCACACCACCAACUUCGCCGUUCUGAUGAACUACAUGGAAUCCAUGUGGAGCCCAGAAGAGGAGGUCAUUUUGACAAAGAUGACAUUCAUCAGCUCUGGGGUAUCUUUGUGUGCACUGCUGGUGACCUUGAUGUUGUUCACUGUGCUGGACAUUCCCAAAUCGGACCGGACGUCCGUCCACAGAAACCUGUUUGUGGCGCUUGCCUGUUCCCAAGUGGUCCUUCUAUUCAGUGGUUCAGCGGUCAACAGCAAGGUGGCCUGCACCCUGGUGGCGACCAUGCUGCACCUGUUCUUGACGGCGGCCUUCUGCUGGAUGCUGGUGGAGGGAAUGCUGCUCUGGAGCAAAGUGGUAACAGUCAACCUGAGUGAGGAGCAGCACAUGAAAUACUACUACCUGAUUGGCUGGGGUCUGCCUGUGUUAGUUGUCACGGUUACCCUGGCCUCUGCCUCAGGGAGGUACUCCGCAGAUGGACACUGUUGGCUCCGCGUGCAGAACGGGGUCAUCUGGGGCUUCGCCGGUCCCGUCAUCUUCAUCAUCGCGGUCAACAUCCUGGUCCUGAUGCGUGUGGUGGUCAUCACCGUCUCCACUGCCAAGAGGAGGUCCAUCAUGCAGCCAGUGGCCAGCAGUCCCACUAAGCAGGCCUACGAGCAGAUCAGGGCUGCGGUGAAGGCCGUGCUGGUUCUGCUGCCGGUCCUGGGCCUGACCUGGCUCUGUGGCGUCCUGGUGCCCUUCUCCACCGCCAUGGCCUAUGUCUUCAUCCUCCUCAACUCUCUGCAGGGCCUGUUCAUCUUCCUGAUAUAUGGGGUCUGCAACACAGAGGUUCGCAGCGCAGUCAACAGGAUCAAGGAGAGAAGGAAAGCACAAAAUUUUUCAAACUGUGGCAUUUCCCGACCCUCCAGCUCUGUGACCAGCUACAAGCCUAGCAGCACCCCUACUCCCCCACCCACGAGCCCCCGAGGGUCCAUCCCGGGUGAGGAGGGGGACAAGAUCUCCUCAUACCAGCCCAGCUCGCUCCCCGAACCAACAUCUCCCCACCACACACUAUGCCUGGAGGAGAACUCCAGUAGAGGUCAGCUGUCCAUGCACUGUGUCCCAGAGAGGCUGCAGGAGUGCCCCAGCCAUGCCACAGGAGGCCUGAUCCCCAGAACGAUUUUCAGUUGGGUGGUCGGUCCUCUCGAUCGCUGUGAAGUGUGUACGGCUGUUGGAACGUGGCUGUUCCUCAGUGAGGCCCGGCGUGGCCUGAAACUCAAUACCUAAGUAUACACAAUUAAGUUCACACCAGAGGUUACACAGGGAAAUAGGCCCAUUCCCUGAGGUGUGAAUCAGUUCAACCUACGGGGGCCGGAGGCUCCUCGCCACUCACGGUCCAAGGUUGAAGCGUGGGCGGGGCUUGUUCCAGCUCUGCCGGCGGGUCUGAGAGCUGUGUCCGUGGAGACGAAGCCUUGACAGGCGGAAUCGUCCACUCAGAGGCCCUGUUGUACGAGUGUUCUGAUCAUUCUCAGCUGUGGUACAAAUCUGUGCAGUGAGGGCCCUGCUGUGCGGGGUGUUUUUAUAGUUAACACGGCCCAGUGUGGGCGCGCACACACACACACACACACACACUGUUAGUUGUGGGCCUUUAAACCCGUGCGGGACACAAUUGCUAUCAAAUGUGACCUAGUACAGUGUGAGUUAUUGCAAAGUGAUCUAGUACAGUGUGAGUUAUUGCAAAUUGAUCUGGCACAGUGUGAGUUAUUGCAAAGUGAUCUGGUACAAUGUUUUCAAGUUCGAUAACAACUUCAGUGAUAGUGUUUUGUCAUGUGACAUUUACCCAGGCCUGAUCGAAACAGUACUCGACUAGACCAGGGAAAACGUCUACAUUUGACUGUACAGCAAACCCUGUUUAUAUCCUGAAACAGGACGAGUGAUUAUAAAAGCUUGGCCUCAGAACCAGGUCAUGCUUUCUCCCAAAAUGUCAAAGAAACUUUUAAAUACAUUAGCGUUCA